GCUUGUGAGCCUAGCAGUGUUCAUGUGAUCGGAAAGCAAGGUCAUGGCUGCGAAGCAGCCUUUCUAGUCAUUAUAUUAUCUCAGACAUCUCCCUUCGUUUGCCGACCCCCAUAUAACACGAUUUGUUCCGUUGCUUGAGGUUCAAGUGUUUGAGUCGGCGGAGUUAGGCUUACUAUAUAUAGAUCAGGGACUGAAUUCUUUGAUCCCGGGUGGCUGCAGCGAGACCUUCCAUUCCCCCCAACUGCACCAUGCAAGCUCUUCACAUAAUGCGACGACUUUUGUUUAUCGCCCUUGCCAUCGUGCAGGUCUACUCGCAAUCUUGCGAAAACUACGGGACCGGCAACGGCACAAACACUUGUGGAGUUUGCCCUCCCGGCCUUGGAGGGGACGGUUGCAAUCUUCUGGCCUGCGGGGCAACAUCUUUCAAGGAUUUUCGCGCCCCCUUUCCCAAGUACCUUCUGGUUCGAAAUUUAGCAAUGUUUCGAGCUGUUCUUGCGAAACUGAAUGGUCGGGUUUGGGGUGUAAUGAUUUCAGUUUGUGCCUCUGCGAGUGCUUGCCAGAAUGGAUAUUCGUCUGUCUUUGGCAAUAGUACAAGUACAGAUCCAGGGCUAAAUGGGACUAUUGUUUGCAACACGGCAUCUCGAGUAUACACGGCUGGCGAAAUGAGUUGCCGAGUUCAGAACCCAACUCUUCAAAAUCUAUUCCCCCUUUCAUCUGUUCUUAACAUUCUCCGCACGUACAAUUCCUCUCAGGCUUUAGCUCCAAAUCUAACUUCAUACGGUCCUUCUGGCACACUAUAUGCCCAAUUUAUGUAUGACGGAGUGGAACAGUUUUAUUGCCGAGCAUCAGGUUGCACUCAGACAUCUGAUCAACUCUCCUCUAAAUGGUCAUGUCCAACACUCGAUUGCACCUGCCGUCCACAGACCCUCCUUUGCGACAAUAGUCUUGCCAACUUAUCGACGGUGAUUAACGGUUUACCGGGCCCACUCAGCAUCAAUUGCAACGGCAAUUCUUCGUGCAAUUUCCAGCAGACCCUUCUCACUAACUUAUUUGGCCCCAGUGGGCUCCCACUAUCAUCAUGUACCUUUGGCGAGUGUGUUCGUCAAGGCGUGAUCGACGCAGCUUCUGGAAGCCCAGGCCCGGCAACCAAGCCCGCCGAUGGGGGUGCUGGGCUCAGUGGUGGAGUUAUCGCCGGGAUUGCAGUUGUGGGUGCCUUGUUGUUCGCCGCUAUUGCCUUGUAUAUCGUAGGUUGGAUCAAUCAGCGUAGAGCACGCUUGCAGGGGUCUCCCGAUGGAGGAGCGGUAUUAGAAACAAGGCGGCCGGGGACUUCGCCUGGCGGAGUUGGCAUGCAGUGGCAAAACCUUUCAUUCAGCGUACCCUCGCGUUCUUCGUUUAUUUUGGGACGAGACUCCUUGGACCCCAAGUUCAUUCUCAACGGAGUGUCAGGGAAUGUCAAACCUGGCAGCAUGCUAGCUGUACUAGGUCCUUCAGGCGCAGGGAAGACCACUCUUGUGGACAUAUUGUCUAAACAGAACAAGAGGGGGGCGGCGUUUGGGACCGUGUCGUUCUUUGGGACAGAUUCGGCCUAUGAUGGGAGAACAUUUGAGCCGGCAGAUGUCCAACCGAGGAUUGCCUACGUAGAUCAGGCAGAUGUGCUCCCUGCAUCUCAAACAGUUUUCGAAGCCCUCCUUUUUGUGGCGCGGCUGCGUCUUCCCGAAUCCGUGACUGAUUCCGAAAAGAAGUCCAGAGCAAUGGAGGUUAUGCGGCAGCUCGGCUUGGAUUCGGUGGCGGAUUCGCGGAUUGGAGAUCGUUCCAGAAGGGGACUGUCAGGAGGUGAGAUGAGGAGAGUCAGUAUCGGGAUCGAGCUCAUAGGAAGACCUGACAUACUGAUUCUUGAUGAGCCCACAUCUGGUCUUGACUCAGCAUCUGCAUACAAAGUCGCUGCGCUUCUUCGUGACUUGUCUCGCGAUACAUCACACCCGAUGGCUGUCAUUGCGUCUAUACAUCAGCCAAGUUCACAUCUGUACCAAACAUUUGACUCAGUGCUCGUUCUUGGCUUGGGCGGGCGCCAGCUCUACUUUGGGCCCGGUGGCUCAUCACCUGUUGAUACGCUUGCCGAACAGGGCUAUGUUAAUUGUCCUACCGGAUACUCGAUUCCUGAUCACCUCCUGGACCUCGCGAGCGAUGUCGAGCAUCACUCCACGUCUGCCAUCGCGUCUAAACCAGAAGUGGCUGAAGUCGGAAAGGCGGAAUCGCAUGGCGCUACGGAGUUAGGGACAUCACCUAUGUCUUCAAUAAUGUUUGCAGGCAACGACCCCUGGUGGAAAAGUGGUAGCUAUCCAACGGCCUUUUUGACGCAGUUUGAGGUGCUUUGUGCCCGAGAGUGGAAGAACUUGCUCCGGGAUAAAUCCCUGUUCUUGUUGCAUAUUGCCGCAGCAUCUAUUCUUGGAGUGUUCUGCGGUGCGCUUUAUUUCCAGACCAAGACUACCAUCGCUGGAUUUCAGUCUCGAGUGGGAUGCCUUUUCUUUUUGGGGUCUCUCCUGGCCUUCUCAUCGCUCAGCGCCUUGUUCAAUCUGGUCGAGAUCGGUCCUCUGUUCAAGCGAGAGCGUGCAUCUAAGCUCUACAGUCCUACUGCAUGGUUAUUAUCGCGGAUCUUGUUUGACAUCGUACCGCUGCGCGUGGUUCCGACAAUUAUUGUGUCAACUAUCGUCUAUUGGAUGGCAGGGUUAUCCCCCCACGUUGAUCAAUUUUUCAAGUAUCUCCUUGUCUUGGUGUUAUUCUCACUAGCGAUGACACUUUUCAAUUUCUUACUGGCAGCUAUAUUCCGUAAUGGGGGAAUAGCGAUCCUGUUGUCUGCCAUUUGGAAUCUGUUUUUGAUGACUUAUGCAGGGUUCUUUGUUCACCUUAGUUCGAUACCGCCCGUGUUGAGAUGGCUUCAAUACUUCAGUCUGCUGAAGUAUUGCCUCGAAGCCCUCGCUGUCAACGAAUUCAAUUCUGGUUUGACGAUCACUGAUGUUUUGCAAGGUGUACCUGUCAGCGUGUCUGCCGUAGUCAUUAUGCAGCUGUUGUUUGGAUUCAAGAUUGACAGCUAUUAUCGAGACGUCUUGGUUCUCUUUGCCUUUCUGGCUGGAUUUUCGGGGCUGCUUUUUCUUGUUAUUAUAUUAUGGUUCCGGGAGAGGCGAUAAUUAGUCGUGGCUGGCCUCGACCGUCUGUAGACUCAGUCUUACAAUAUAAAAUUAAUCUUAAUUUUAAAUUUACA
This is a messenger RNA of Cantharellus anzutake, 3259 nucleotides long. RefSeq lists its product as uncharacterized. Gene Ontology annotation, cellular component: membrane. NCBI's taxonomy places the organism in Eukaryota, Fungi, Basidiomycota, Agaricomycetes, Cantharellales, Hydnaceae. The record is from RefSeq and is a predicted model, not a curated record. The transcript is spliced from 17 exons. Bases 477 to 3185 code for a protein of 902 amino acids. Gene Ontology annotation, molecular function: ABC-type transporter activity; ATP hydrolysis activity; ATP binding.